UAUCUCGUAUAAGUCCAUUGCAUACUGGAACCGGGUGGUCCCUGUAUUAAGCCUAUGGGAGUGAGAGAAUUCAGUAGUCCACGGGUUAACAACAUAAUACCCGCGAGGCUAGACUAGACUGCGCGCGCUCGCUGCUUAAUGCAGUAAUAGCGUAUAUAGCCAGGCGGCCAUGCCAUGCCAGGCCUUGUACGUAUGUACUACUAUUAAGUUACGUCUACGGUAGAUCGACUGAAUUCAACCAGAAGUUGCCGGUUGCAAUCGCGAGGAUUGAAGCGUGUUCUUCGGCAACACUGAGGCAGCAUUUGAGAAGAAAUAUCCCUCAGGCUCAGCUCACCAAUUGAAGGACAAGGACAAGGGUUCUAUCCAGAGUUUCCAAGCACAAUUUUUGUAGGGUGUUUUCUGCAGCUGUGACCCAUGCAUACACACCCUAGCCUCCAGCACAGCAUUGACCACCCAGCUAAUCUCAUUCAGGUUCCUUCAUACAUAUGCUCUGGCACAUCGACAUCAGAUUGAUUUCCAAUAGUCGGUUGACUUGGUGGGAAAGCUUAGAACUAAUCAAAGCCAAGAUCAGCAUUAGCAUCAGCGUCAGCAUUCCACUGAACACAGUCAAUGGCUGGCCGUGAUCAUUUGAUCAGUUUGUACUUUAACCUGGGAAUGUCCUAUAAGGAAAUCAUUUAUAUCUUAGCACAAGAACAUGGCAUAGAACUUAGUGAAAGACAUCUCAAGAGGAUAUUAGCUCUGAAUAACUUUCGUCGCCGACAUUACACUAACUUAGCUGAUGUGGUACAGUUUAUUGAGCAUGAGCUUCAAGGGUCAGGUCAGUUGCACGGAUACCGCAUGAUGCAUGCUAAAUGCAGACAGAAUGGUAUGCAUGUGAGAAAGGAGGAUGUUCGUGUCAUUUUAAAGUAUCUGGAUCCAGAAGGCGUAGCAGCCAGAACAGCUAGACGACUAACCAGACGUUCUUACUUUGCUAAAGGACCAAAUCAUGUGUGGCACGUUGAUGGAUAUGAUAAACUAAAGCCGUUUGGAUUAUGCAUCAGUGGAUGCAUAGAUGGCUAUUCACGAAAAGUAAUGUGGUUGAAUGUGUAUAAUACAAACAAUGAUCCAAAAUUAGUAGGAGGAUACUUCUUGGAAACUGUUAUGGAAUGUGGUGGCUUCCCUUGCAAAGUUCGUGCUGAUCGUGGCACCGAAAAUGGACACAUUUGUGCCUUUCAAAACUUCUUUCAUCAUAAUUAUGACUUAGAACGAAGAGUGUACAUCGAAGGAUCAAGCACUAGCAAUCAAAGGAUUGAAUACUGGUGGGCAUUUUUGCGGAAGGAAUGUACACAUUUUUGGAUUGAGACCUUCAGAAGGCUGUCAGACAGAGGGGACUUCACUGGAGACUUUCUAGACAAGAAUCUUGUUCAGUUCUGUUUCAUGAGCAUUCUACAGACAGAGCUAGACAAGAUGGCUGAUAUAUGGAACAAUCACCGUAUCCGACCCUCUGUGAAUCUCCAUGUACCAAGUGGCCAUCCAAUGAUGAUGUAUCAUACUCCACAAAUCUGGGGUACUGAAGAUCAGCUUUGCACCAAUGUUGAUGAUGACGAUCUGGCUGCAUGCAUAAGUGAUGCUGUAUUCCGAUCUACCGUACCAUGCGACAAAGAUGUAUAUGACUUGUGUGUGUAUAUUAUGAAAAGAGACAACCUUGAUCAACCAAUGGAAGUCCAGGAUGCCUUAGAAUUGUACAUCCAUCUGAAGCAGGAGAUUACUGUGUUGCUUUAAAUAUAUGCAUUCAGGAAAUUAAGCUGAAACCCCUGAAGCAAAAUAUAUCUUAACCCUCAAUAGCCCGGGGGGGGGGGGGGGGGGGGCUAA
Molecule: messenger RNA, 1851 nt
Organism: Strongylocentrotus purpuratus (purple sea urchin)
Lineage: Eukaryota; Metazoa; Echinodermata; Echinoidea; Camarodonta; Strongylocentrotidae
Exons: 5
Coding region: 610-1761 (383 amino acids)
Molecular function (GO): nucleic acid binding
Source: RefSeq, a predicted model, not a curated record